AUGUCUCUGCUGACUACGAUAAAUGAGAAGAUAAUUUCUUACCUGGCUGAUGUUGGACCUGAAAAAUGGUCACGAAUACAUAUGCCAACAAAUAGACACAGAGAUGAUGCACAUGGAACUUUCACAAAGUUGUCGAGCACGUACGAGAAAGAGAUUAGGAAAAUGAGCAUGGAUUUGAGAAAUUUGAGGGUAAUUUUUUAUAUUUUAACAUUGAGAUGUUUAUGUGACCCAAUUGAUGUGAUAUGUGAUGUAAUUGUGUAUUCUCUAUCAACUCUGAAUUCUGAUGUAUCUCCUUCAAACCAGAUAGUGUUUUCUGUUAGCAAUGAAAGGUCGACGUUUGUCGUCGAUAUUGAGCAACGAACAUGCACUUGCAGGAUUCUACAAGUUGAUUUGUUACUGUGUCCACACGCUUUGGUUGUAAUUGCAAACACAAGAAGAUAUCCAUAUGAUUACUGUUCCUAUUAUUACACAAGAGAUGCGUACUUGAAUGCAUGCCAAGAUUCUGUAUAUCCAGUUGGAAAUCAAGAGGAAUGGACAGUGCCAGAAGAAGCAUAUCGAGAAAUAGUGUUACCUUCUUACCAGAAGAGGAGUUGUGGAAGACCUACGGAGAAAAGAAAGAGAUCAUCCAGAGAAGGGGCAAAAUGCGGAUGUUGUGGAGGACAGGGUCACAACCGUAGGAGAUGA
This is a messenger RNA of Olea europaea var. sylvestris, 684 nucleotides long. RefSeq lists its product as uncharacterized. Bases 1 to 684 code for a protein of 227 amino acids. The record is from RefSeq and is a predicted model, not a curated record. The transcript is spliced from 5 exons. Lineage: Eukaryota; Viridiplantae; Streptophyta; Magnoliopsida; Lamiales; Oleaceae. Gene Ontology annotation, molecular function: zinc ion binding.